CUACUUGGCCAACAACCACCUCUCUGGCAGUCUGCCAGCUGCCAUCAGUAGACUGCAGAAACUCCAACAGAUCUGGUUGGACAACAACAAGAUUGAAGGCCCUCUGCCACCUAGCCUAUGCUCGCUGCCCUGGAUAUGGCGCUUCAUGAUCAGCAACAACCACCUCUAUGGACCCCUGCCAGACUGCCUCUUUGACAAGUGCAUCAACCAAAUUGAUGUGAGUGGCAACAGCCUGUAUGGGCGCAUCAACCGCGACUUUGAGAACAUGGUGGCGGAUGGCAGUGCGCUCAUCAAUUUGGCUAACAACUUCUUCUUUGGGGAAGCCUUGCUCUUUGCUGCCGGUUGCAAGGUCUGCCCCACUGAGGUCAGCGAGCCCAACCAGCUGGACAUGAAGGACUCCUCAGUAUGGGUGUUUGGUGGCAAGUGCAGCAACCCCGAUCUCACUGGUCCAACCGAUAUCUCUGUGGCGAGCGCAGACAGGGAGGUGAGGGUGAGUCUGUCGGGCAACUGCCUGACCCUCAGCCGGAAUACCAAGUGUUCCUCGAAUGCCACCCAGCGCAGCACGGCACCCUGCCAGGCGUUCUGCAGCAUCACUGCCAACGGCCCGUGCGACGGCCAUGGGGAGUGUGUGCAGCCUGACCCUGCCUUCCCCACCAACUUCACGUGCCUCUGUGAUGCCGGCUACACUGCUGUCGACUCGGGCAACGGCUCCUCAUGCGCCAUUGUCUACUCGAACACCACCACUGUGUCCUCUCUGUCCACGGGCGCCAUUGUGGGCAUUGUUCUGGGCUGCUUUGUUGGCUUCACUCUGCUGGCUGUUGUGCUCGCAUGGCUGCUGUGGCCCCGCGGACCAAAGAAGUGGGAGGGUUUGGAUGUGUGUGAGCAGUUCUCGCUGCAGCAGAUGCUGAGUGCUACCAACAACUGGUCAGAAGACAAUGUGGUGGGCAAGGGUGGCUUUGGCGUUGUCUACAAAGGCCGCUCACCACAGGGCCAGCUGUGGGCCGUCAAGCGCUCCACCAUCAUGACCAACGACUUUGAAACAGAGGUGCGAGCCAUGGCCUCCCUCCACCACGCACAUCUCGUGUGCCUGCUGGGCUUCUGCCUGGACCAGAACAUGGAGACGGGCAAGCAGGAGCAGAUCCUCGUGUACGAGUUCAUGCCAAAUGGGGACCUGGAUUACCACAUCCAUGUGACCACGAAUCCGCUUUCACUUCGGCAGAGGUUGCGCCUAGCACAGGGAGCAGCAGAGGGCCUGGCGUACCUGCAUGGGUUUGAGACACCCAUCAUUCAUCGCGACAUCAAGCCAGCCAACAUCCUUGUGUCGGCGGACAUGCAAGCCAAGGUGGCUGACUUUGGGCUGCUCAAGCGCCUCACUCAUGGCGGUGCCGAUGCCACGCGAGUGGCUGGCACUCCUGGCUAUGUGGAUCCGGACUACGUUCGCACCAACAUCAUCACUGCCAAGAGUGAUGUCUUCAGCUUUGGAAUCGUGCUUCUUCAGUUGCUUAGUGGAAAGUCUCCUCAAGUCGACGCAAAAACACAUAUAAGAAAAUGGGCAGUAAAGCUAGUAGAGGCGUAUGAGCUGGAUGAACUCAGGGACAGCAAGAUGCCGGCGGCAAGCGAGGAGGCUAUAGUGGACUUUGCAGACCUGGCUCUGGACUGUAUCAAGUCUCCUGGCACACGGCGUCCCACCAUGAAGGAUGUGGCAUACCGCCUCAGUGCCCUGAUUGACAAGCACUGUCCCGACAGGGAGGACGAGUGGGAGGGUGUCGCAGAAGGAGAGAGUGCAAGCAACAAUAAUAAGUCUUCAAGGAUUGUUUCUGCUGUGUCGUUUGGAGAUGGUGGGAGGGAGUAUGAGCAGUCUCAGGGCUCACAUUCUGGGGUGAGCUCAUUUAUGGCAUUAGCUCGAUAA
Messenger RNA from Closterium sp. Naga37s-1, 1909 nucleotides. Lineage: Eukaryota; Viridiplantae; Streptophyta; Zygnematophyceae; Desmidiales; Closteriaceae. The record is from the annotation of a GenBank genome assembly.